AUGCUGCCUUGGCAACAGCAACAGCAGCAGCAGCAGCAGCAGCAGCAGCAGCAGCAGCAGCAGCAGCAGCAGCAGCAGCAGCAGCAGCAGCAGCAGCAGCAGCAGCAGCAGCAGCAGCGAGCAGUGCAGGUGGCUGAGCUGCAGCUGCUGCGGGAGCCGCCGUCGAACGGCAAGGUGUGGCCCUCCGCGGGCGCGCAGGGGAGCAGCAACAUGGCAUGGCACGCGGCUGCGGCCGCCGCUGCCGCAAACGCCGCCCGCACGCAGGCUGUGGCGACUGGCUCCGUGUGCGGCGGCGACGGCGCCGCUCUCGCCGACUUGAUGGGCCCCCAGCAGACGCAGUGGCGGGUGCAGGCGCAGGCGCACACGCAGGCGGCGAUCUGCUCUGUUUUCGAUCAGGAUCUGAUUAUGUAUGGCGACACAGCUGUCCAGGGAGGUCCUCAGGCAAUGAGGCGCAGCCAGCCGGCGCCGCCCAUUGACCCCUUCCUGGACGUCAUGCUCGACGAGUGGGCGGAUGCACUCGAGCGCGCCCCUCCCGCCACCCACGCGGCGCCCCCGGCGCUCUCGUUCGCACAGCCGCACACGCAGCCGCAGCCACAGCCACAGCCGCCCUGGCCGGCGGGCAUCGGCGCGUCUGGCGCGUUCAGCAGUGGCGGCGGCGGCGCUGCCGCUGGCGCCGCCGCCUCGGCCUGGCAGGCGGCGCCGGAGGUUCGGGGGGCCCAAGGUGGCCGUGUGGCUGCGGCCGUGGCUGACCUGGCGGUUUCAAACGACGAGAGCAACAGCCAGGUGUUUGCGGCCGCUGAACUGGCGGGACUGCCCAGCCUGCGCACCCUGAUUGCCAGCGGCAGCAGUGCCGCGAUGGCGGCCAGCGGCCCGGCGCACGUCGCGGCGCCUUUCCCCGAGGUGACACCCGAGUGA
Molecule: messenger RNA, 915 nt
Organism: Monoraphidium neglectum
Lineage: Eukaryota; Viridiplantae; Chlorophyta; Chlorophyceae; Sphaeropleales; Selenastraceae
Exons: 3
Coding region: 1-915 (304 amino acids)
Source: RefSeq, a predicted model, not a curated record